GUUGGGCCGAGUGGGCGAGGAAGCCCAUAUAUUUGAAUGGAAUGCGGAAAACACAGUAGAAACGAUUGUGGCUGUCUUAGUAGUGUUGCCUCUUCCAUUUCGCUCUUUCGUUUCGACCAAUAGAUCUCAGUCUUCAGUUUAGUCUGUAAUCAUGUCAGCCAAGUAUAUCGUAUCCGCAAUUAUUGGAUCAUUUGGAAUUGCAUGGGUAUGUGAUCAUUAUGUUUCAGACAAAAAGAUAUUUGGAGGUAGUACCCCUGGAACUAUUACAAACACUGAGUGGGGGGAAGAGACUGACAAAAAGUUGCAGGCAUGGCCACGAACUGCUGGUCCACCAGUGGUCAUGAAUCCCAUAAGUCGCCAAAAUUUCAUUGUCAAAUCUCGUUCUGAUUAAUAAUUUUUUGUUUAUUAAUUUUGAGUUAAAUGAUGCACCUUGGUCAUGGGAUAUGUUUCCAUAAAUGAUGAUCAUGUUUGAGGUAAAACUCUUGCAGUUCAAUUAGUGUUUGGAUGUUAUAACAUGUGAAUUUUACUUGUCUAAAUAAAAUGUUACUUGGCAAUCAUUGUUUGAUUGAUGCA
This is a messenger RNA of Cajanus cajan (pigeon pea), 573 nucleotides long. RefSeq lists its product as uncharacterized. NCBI's taxonomy places the organism in Eukaryota, Viridiplantae, Streptophyta, Magnoliopsida, Fabales, Fabaceae. The record is from RefSeq and is a predicted model, not a curated record.